Molecule: messenger RNA, 4413 nt
Organism: Cavenderia fasciculata
Lineage: Eukaryota; Evosea; Eumycetozoa; Acytosteliales; Cavenderiaceae
Exons: 9
Coding region: 1-4413 (1470 amino acids)
Biological process (GO): ubiquitin-dependent protein catabolic process; mRNA processing; protein ubiquitination
Cellular component (GO): nucleus
Molecular function (GO): ubiquitin protein ligase activity
Source: RefSeq, a predicted model, not a curated record
AUGAAUCAACCAAAGAGAAAAUAUGAUACAACUCAACAAGUUAUAAACUUGGAUGACGACGAUGAUGAUAACAAAGAGUCGAUUAAUGAUAGUGUCAAGCAAGACAGUAAUCCCAAUCCACCACUUCUUCUUCUUCAUACCACCAAUAAUGUAGAAAAGAGGAUGCAUUUCAAUGUCGAUGAUGAUGAUGAUGAUGACGAUAAUGAAUCAGAACACCAAGGUAACCAUAAUAAUAAUGUAAAUAAGAAUAAUAAUAAUAAUCAAACGAAACAAACACAAUUAGAUGAUUGUCAUCAACCUCUCAAAAGAGUAAAGUUGGAAACCAUAGAAAAACCGCUUGUAAAUAAUAAUAAUAAUAAUAAUAAUAAUGUAAACCAAACCGAUCAAACAUCAACAACGUCUACAUCAACAACAUCAACAACAUCAACAACAUCAACGCCAUCAACAACAUCAACAAAAUCAACGUCACCAACCAAGUCUUCUUCUCUGUUUAAAUCGCCACCACUUUUUCCUCCUCUUUUUAAAUCACCAAAUGUAAUCAUAUCAAUCGAUUUGGAUGAUGUUCCAACAACAACAUCAAUAUCACCUUCACCAAUAUCACCUCCAUUGAUAUCACCAAGAGACGAACAAGAAAUCAUUAUUUUAGAUGACUAUGACUUCGAAACGAGUUUAAACGAUGUUAUCGAUGUUGAACAGAUGAUCAUUGAAGAGGAAAUCCAAAGACAAAAGAGUAUCAUCGAUGCGGAUCUUCAAAAAGAUAACUCUUUUUCAGAAAGAGAUAUCGAGGUAUGGAAAGGGCUCUUGUACAAAAUGAUCAAAAAAACCCCUUCAUUUAAACGAUUGACACAUUUAUUGGUGGCCUGUCAAAAUGCAACUGAUAUCUAUAUCAAGAGACGUCAUCUUUCCAUUUGUUUGUUACGAAUGUCAUUUAUUCGCAUGAGACUUCAACGUGUAUUUUUGUCAAUACCCAAGGUACUGACUAUACUGGUUGAAAAGGAAAAGAUCAACUUUCGAGUCAAUGAAAACCCCAUCACCGAUCCUAUCCAAAGAACAAAUAAAAAUGUUGGAAAGGAUGUUGAAGAAUUUAUUAUUCGAAUCAUUUCAUCUAGUCAACAAUUAAAAUGUGAUUCAAUUAUUUUAUCUGGAUAUUUGGAUGCACCUUUAGAUCAUGAUAUCUUUAACAAAAUUAACAACAGCAACAACCUCAACAAUGGAAUUAAUAAUACCAAUAACAACAAUAAUACUGAUAACAAUAGGGACAACAAUACUAAUAAGAGCAACAACAACAAUAGUAGUAAUAAUAUUAAUAAGAACAAUAAUAAUAAUAAUAGUAAUACCAAAGUUAUUAAAACUGCACCUCAUCCUUCAAAGUCUCCUGCUAAUAAUAAGGAAACAAGAACGAGCCAGAAUGAAGAGAUUAGUAAAAAAUUCCAAGAGAACAGAGCAACUUCCAAAAUCAACCAACCUUCCAAGAAGAGUGGAGAAAAAGUAAUUUUUUGUUUGGACGAUGACAGUGACGAAUAUAAUGAUGAUAAAGAUGAAAAAAGUGAUCAAGACACAAACUGUUAUGUAAUCAGCGAUCUCAGUGACUCUGACUCUGAUACAGAUAGCGAUUCUGAGAAAGAAAUUGACAGUGACAAUCCUAAUCAAACGUAUGAACCUCACAUGUCAAAAAUUGGUUCCAAAGAUUUUACUCUUCCCCUUCCUACACCUCCUUCUCAGUUUCUCCUUCCUCCCCCAACCCACCUUAUCCUUCCACCACCUCUUCCUUCUCGCCCACCUCAAGAUCCUCCACAUCCUCAGGAUCCUUUACAUCCUCCCACACCUAUAUCAGAACCCAAUCCAUUAAAGUAUCAAGAGAGAACAGGAAAGGAAUUCAUAUUUGAUAUUGAAGAAAUGAUAACGGUGGAAUUUGACCUUCGGAGAGAGUUGAGAAUAAAGGUUAUAAUAUAUCUCCGAGAACCAGGAUCAAUUAUCCUAUCUUAUCCUAUCCAAUCCAAUCCAAAACCUAUAAAGCCGACUUGGCCUGGCAUUCAAAUGAAUAUCCCAGAGUACACUUGUUUUCUUGGCUCAACUAUAUUAGUAUUUUUGUUGUUUGUUGUAUUUUCACCAAUAAUAUUUACAAAUGGAUCCAUUGAAAUAUCUGUAAACAACAAAGAUAUUCCAUCAACUUUGGUGAACCCACCAAACUUUACACCAACAACACCACCACAAUUUGUUAAAACCAAAAGACAGUGCAACUUUAGGUUAAAGAUUGAUAUUCCUGAUUUGUACAGUCCCAACUUUACCGAGAGAGCCUUGGCCGACUCACAUUUUAGAAAUGUAACUUGGGAGGAUCCCCGUCUCUCAGAGUGGAGUUGUGUGGAUGGACGCGCAUCGACUGGUAGCCAAGUAGGAACACCCGGAGGAGACAGUGGAGAGUUUUUACUCAACCUCGCUGUUGCCUCGUCUAUCUUUCCAGGCCGAAUCACCAAGUACAAUGUAGAAGAUUUGUUGCUGGGAUUCCUAGAGACAGAAACAGCACCACUGUACAUGCAUACUGAUUCUGAAGCCGACCAAAACCUACUAGAUGGAUUGAUGCGCAAGUACCCCGACUCUGGAUACACCCAAUCCAACUUUAACCUGUCUAGUCCAACACUCAGACAACAAAGUGAAAUCCUAUCGCUCAUCACCAACAUUUCCAAUGUAGGGUGUGGUCACAUUCGUUUGAUGUUGCAGUACCCAGACAUAUUCGAAAUGCCAAUUGAACUGACACAAGCCUAUAUCCAAGCAUUCUUCAAGACAGAGUGGAGCCAUUACAAUAGCAAUCGUACCGAGAUCCGUCGACGUCACCAUCCUCACAACUAUGUUAUUCUCCAAGGUCACCAUGAAGAAAGAGCAAUACUAGUUCUAAAGAUUAACCGUGAUAGAGUGAGCAAGAGCGACUCAUGCUACAAACUAGCACCCAAAAUCAUUCCAAAGGUAGCAGACAGUUCCAUCUUUCUUUCCAAUAGUGACGACAUUGCCAAAGGUGUACGUAAAAGAAUAGCAGAGUACUUGUUGAUCAGAUUUAGAGCAUCCUAUCAUCAAAUACAAGAAUACUUUGCCAAACUAUCCAAUCUAGCAGACAAACAAGGUGCAUUUACAUUUUCAAUCAUUGGUCCAACGUUGCCUAGAUUUACUUGUUCUAUUGAUCUAUUACCUUCUUCAAACGAUACCUAUCUAACAUCAUCCUUGAAGAUAGGUCUGCUUGCUACCCAUCUAGAAUCUACAGUACAUCUCUUCAAUCUGUCUAUGAAAUUAUCUUUUACUAUUGUUGGCAUUUUAGUAUUUUUUAUAGUUAAACUAUCAUCAUCAUCUUUUCAAUUUAUAUAUUCUAUGGAACAGGGUGAAAAUAAUUGUCAUGGAAAUCAGUUACUAUCAAUUGGUCAUCAUAUAGAAUCGAUGGACACUGCUAUUAUCCACACCGCCCAAUGUUCAUUCAAAUUGACCGUUGAAAUCCCUCCACAAUUUAAAUCCAACUUUACCAUUGAACAAUUGGCCAAACACUUUGAAAAAACUAAAUGGGUGGAUCCUGCAAGUGCAGAAUGGAGUUGUGUUGAUGGAAGAUCAGGUGAAGGGGAAUUGGGUACACCAGGUGGAGAUUCUGGAGAGUUCUUACUUGCAUUGGCAGUGAUGAAUUCCAUUCUUCCAAAUAAAAUCAAACCAAGUCAUGUCGAAGAGCUCCUCACUAAAUUCCUCGACAAUGAAGAUGUUUCCCUCUAUCUCCAUACAGAUGACCAUGCCGAGGCAAGAUUAAUACAUGUUCUGCAACAAAAGUUCCCCAACUCUCACUACAAUGAAAACUUUAACCUUGAAAAACCAACUGCCAAUCAACAAAAUGAAAUUCUAUCCAUUUUAUUUAAUUCUUCUUAUGUUGGUUGUGGUCAUAUUCGUUUAAUGAUUCAAAAUCCAGAGAUUUAUGAAACUCCAAUUGGAUUUACUGAAGCAUUUAUUAAAGCUUUCUUUACUACAGAGUGGAGUGAAAAAUCACACAAGACAGAGUUUAGAAGACAUGACUUUGUUAUUCUGGAGGGAGAUCAUGCUGAAAAGGCAAUCUUGUCACUCAAAGUAAAGAGAGACAAGAUUCCAAAGACAAAUAUGUGUUAUACAAGUGCCCCUUAUGUUCAACCAAAAGUUGGUACUGAUUCAUUUUUCCUUUUGCAUGGUGAAGCUGAAAUCAAUCAAGGUGUUAGAAAGAGAAUUGCAGAAUUCAUAUUCCGUCAAUUCAAUCUCACAUCUGACCUAAAGUCAAAGUAUUUUGCAAAGUUAUCUUCACUGGCAAAGAAACAAGGAGCAUAUACAUUCUCUAUACUAGCACCAAAACUUCCAACCAUUAAAUGUAAUAUGGAAAUGGUUACUCUUCCAAAGACUAUUGAAAUUAAAUUAAAUUAA